CCCGCCAAAAAUGCUGAGGGUUCUCUGAAACCCCAUACUUCUGUCUCUCUUACACUUCCCUGUAACACGCACGCCUCUCUCUCUCUCUUAAUUUUUUCUAUCGUCGCUUACUAUGCACUCCCCUGAAACACACCCCCACACUGUCCAUAUGUUUUCUCGCUCACCCUAAAUUCUUUUCCCCAAGCUCGUCUCUCUCACUCUCUCCUCUCUCUCUCUCUCUCACACACACAUUUUACUUCCUGCGCAUUUCUUGCAUUGUGCUCUCUCUUGCCAUUGCUCUUGCCCUAACUGCUCCUCCUCUCUUCGUUUCUUCACCCAUCUCUCUCUCUCUCUCGUUCAUUUCCUUUCUUCAAACUCGCUCACUAGUGUGCCCUCCUUCCCUCUCUCUCUCUGCUUCAAGCCUCACCAUAAACUUGUAUCAAACGAAUAUCACAAUCUCUCUCUCAUGGCUCCUACAAAGAGAACAAGCAGUGGCGGUACACCUGCUCCCCAACAACGCCCAAUAACCUUUUUCUUCUCUCCUGGUAAGCCCGCACCAUCUCCACCUCAAGCGAAGGAAAAAUCCAUUCUAUGUAUUGGGCCUUCACUUUCUCCACUAGAAACUUCUGCCCUAAAUUCUGGUUCUCCUGUAAAUUUGGCUGAAUCAGCUCCAACCAAAUCUGCCUCAAAAACCACCUCAAAAUCUUCACGGAAAUUAGAUGAUUCAGGGAGAGUAGUUAGUUCUUCUCCAAACACGAGUUCGAACUUUGAAUCUCCAGUAAAUUUAUUCAAGUCUGGGUCUUCAAUGAGUCCUGCAUUGGCAUCAAAAUCUUCACGAAAUUUGGGGACAUCACCGUUAUCAAAUGGCUGUACGACUGUUUCAAAUGGAGAGGGAGUUCUGUAUGGCGAGGAAUUUGUGGGGAGGAGAAUUAGGGUUUACUGGCCCUUGGACAAAGAGUGGUAUGAAGGUUGUAUCAAGGCUCAUGAUAAGCCUAGUGGGAAGCAUAUUGUUCUUUAUGACGAUGCUCAGGAAGAGGAAUUGGAUUUGGAGAGGGAGAAGAUUGAGUGGGUUGAGCCACCCUCAAAGAGGCGUGGUCGCCUUAGAAGGGUUUCAGACACUGAUAAGCGCGCAAUAUCAUUUGAGGAUGAGACAGAAGAGAAGGAAUUAUCAGUCAGUGGGGGUAUCAGUGACGAUUAUUUGGAUGAAGAUUGGGAUAAGAAUGUCAAAAAUGGAAUUAGCGAUGAUUCAGAUGAUGCUGAUUUGGAAUUGAAAAACCCAAGCCAAGCAUCGAAAAAGAGAAAAAAAGGGCAGGAUUCCAUUAAUUUGGGCUCCAGGAGUGGGCGUAAACCGAAAGGGGGUACAGAGGGCAGGUUUGAGAAGUCGGGAGAUUCACAAAAAUUCAACUUCAAAGACAAGGGGAAUGCAGUCUCUGAGAGUCCAAAGACUCCAAACAAUGUCCAUGGGGAGUUGAAACAAUGUCUACCCAAGGAUUGUCUCACAGCAGAUGUGGCAGGGCGGUUCUGUGCCCGUGAGGCAGAAAAGUUUGAGUUCCUUGGAACAGGACGUCGGGAUGCCAAUGGAAGAAAACCUGGAGAUUUAAAUUAUGAUUCUAAAACUCUUUAUUUACCUCAGAAAUUUCUGAAGGGUUUGACUGGUGCUCAGCGUCAAUGGUGGGAUUUCAAGUCAAAGCAUAUGGACAAGGUUUUAUUUUUCAAGAUGGGCAAGUUUUAUGAAUUGUUCGAAAUGGAUGCUCACACAGGAGCUAAGGAACUCGAGCUACAGUACAUGGCGGGAGAGCAGCCACAUUGUGGGUUUCCAGAAAAGAAUUUCUCUGUCAAUGUGGAAAAAUUGGCUAGAAAGGGUUAUCGAGUUCUUGUUGUUGAGCAAAUUGAAACACCUGACCAGUUAGAGCUCCGUCGCAGGGAAAUGGGUUCUAAAGACAAGGUUGUCAAACGAGAAGCAUGCGCUGUGAUUACGAAGGGUACGCUUGCAGAAGGCGAGAUGAUGUCUAUGAACCCUGAUGCUUCUUAUCUGAUGUCAGUGACUGAAGAUAUUCAUACAUCGAUGGAUGAGAAAAAUGACGAUACGAUCCUGGGUAUCUGCAUAGUUGAUGUUUCCACUAGCAAAUUUAUGCUUGGACAGUUUGGUGAUGAUGCAGAACGUCGUCGAUUAUGUUCAAUAUUAUCGGAGUUGAGGCCUGUGGAGCUUAUCAAGCCUACUGGUGCUCUUCAUCCUGAAACUGAAAAGGUUUUGAUUGUCCACACAAGAGACCCUUUAGUUAAUGAAUUAGUUCCAGGCUUAGAGUUCUGGGAUGCUGAAAGAACUAUUUCAGAGCUCACGAAUCUGUAUAAAUUGUUUAAGGAAAAUAUAGCACUUGGAUGUUUGAGUGAUACAGAGAAUUUAAGGGUAUGUGAGAAUCCCCAUAUUGGUGAGAGUGAGCUUGAAUAUCUACCUAUUGUCAUAUCUGAGCUAGUAGGUGCAGGCGAGAAUGGUCAAUAUGCUCUUUCAGCUUUUGGGGGCUGCCUGUUUUAUUUGAGACAGGCAUAUCUGGAUGAAUCUGUUCUCAGGUUUGCAAAGUUUGAGUCACUUCUUUCUCUGGGGGUUUCAAAUGCCCCACAGAGGUCAUAUAUGACGCUUGAUGCAGCUGCUUUAGAGAAUCUUGAGAUCUUUGAGAAUAAUUGCAACAGAGGCACCGCAGGAACGCUGUUUGCCCAAGUGGACCACUGUGUGACGGCUUUUGGGAAAAGGCUUCUUCGGAAUUGGCUGGCAAGGCCUCUUAACGACAUAGAUUCAAUUUUGGACCGUCAAAAUGCCAUUGCCGAUUUGAAGAAUGCUGCUUUAUCAUCUGCUCUUGAAUUCCGAAAAGAGAUGUUUAAGCUUCCUGAUAUGGAAAGGUUGCUGGCGCGAGUAUUUGCCAACAGUGAAGCCAAGGGGAGAAAUGCCAGUAACGUUGUCCUUUAUGAGGAUGCAGCAAAGAAACAGCUUGUACAGUUCCUUGCUGCUCUCCGAGGCUGUCAAUCCAUGGCCUCAGCUUAUUCGUCUUUUGCCAAUGCCUUAGACUGUAUGAACUCUAACGUACUUCGUCAUCUGUUGACGCCAGGAAAAGGUGUUCCUGACAUUGAACCCAUGCUGAAGUACUUUGUGGAUGCAUUUGAUUGGUCUGAAGCUGAUCGUACGGGACAUGUUGUGCCCCAUGAAGGUGGUGAUGUUGAAUAUGAUUCCGCAUGUAAAACUGUCAAGGAUAUUGAAACUUGUCUAGCCCGUCACUUGAAGGAGCAGAGGAAAGCACUUGGGGAUGCAUCAAUCAAUUAUGUGUCUGUUGGGAAAGACCACUAUCUGCUAGAAGUACCUGAAAGUUUGCAACAAAAUAUUCCUCGGGACUAUGAGUUGCGGUCAUCAAGAAAGGGGUACUUUAGGUAUUGGACUCCGGAAAUCAUGAAGUUCCUUGGAGAACUUUCUCAUGCUGAAGCUGAGAAGGAUGCUUCAUUGAAAACCAUCCUGCAAAGAUUUAUUGUGCAGUUCUGUGAGCAUCAUAAAAAGUGGAGGCAGUUAGUUUCUGCAGUUGCAGAGCUAGAUGCUUUGACAAGUUUGGCUAUUGCGAGUGAGUAUUUUGAGGGACCUGCUUGCUGCCCAACCAUCCUCAGAAUGUCUUCUUCCGGUGAUGGGAAAGAAGGCUUCAGUUUGUUCGCUGAAAAUCUGGGGCAUCCUAUUCUUAGAAGUGAUGCUUUAGGGAAGGGAUCAUUUGUUCCUAAUGAUCUGAGAAUUGGCACAGCCGAAGGUGCUAGAUUUAUCCUUCUAACUGGUCCUAACAUGGGUGGUAAAUCAACUCUUUUACGCCAAGUUUGCUUGGCUGUUAUUUUGGCACAGGUUGGGUCAUAUGUUCCAGCUGAGAGCUUUCAACUUUCACCUGUUGACAGAAUAUUUGUUAGAAUGGGUGCAAGAGACAACAUAUUUACUGGUCAAAGUACCUUCCUUACAGAGCUCUCAGAGACCUCGUCUAUGCUGAUGUCAGCUACAUCAAAUUCCUUGGUGGCACUGGAUGAGCUGGGGCGUGGAACAUCAACCUCAGAUGGACAAGCUAUAGCAGAUGCAGUUCUAGAACACCUUGUCCACACAAUAGGUUGUCGAGGCAUAUUUUCUACUCACUACCACCAACUAGCUGUGAAUUACGAGAAAGAUCCAAAGGUCUCCUUGUGCCACAUGGCAUGUCAUGUUGGCAAGGGUGUUGAUGGGAUUGAAGAGGUCACAUUUCUUUACAAGCUAACACCUGGUGCAUGUCCUAAAAGCUAUGGUGUUAAUGUUGCCCGUUUGGCAGGAAUCCCACAUUCUGUCCUCACAAAGGCCAAUGAGAAGUCAGUGGAAUUUGAAGCAAGAUAUGGUAAACGUGCAUCUAACUGUGGAGACAAACCACCGGAUUAUGGCAAUGAUGAGUUCUCAUUUAUCAAAGAGAUGGUGAAUAUCAGUAAAGCUUCAAACUGCCAUGAAAGGCUUGAAAAUUCAGAUAUGGGUCUUCUAAAUGAACUUCAGAGAAGAGUGAGGUUGUCUUUUCAGUGAGGAUGGUAUCACCAAUGAUCUCAAAAUGUGAAGGCCUGAGGAUAUAUAUGAGAUGCGUCCAGUUGCUUUGGAACUAGAUGUGGCAAACGCAGGUUCAUUGGGGCUUUCUUGGUUAUGUUAACGGAUCGAGUCUAGAGCAUGGAAGCAUUGGUAAGCAGAAGGCAACUUAGUAUGGAAGCAUUGGUAAGCCGAAGGCAACUUAGUUUUGCAAUUGAUUUAGUGUAUGGCUUUGUAUUUUGCCUUUUUGUGCAUAAAGGUCCUACUAAUCCAUGUAUCCAAGCAUGAUUUACUUGGUUUAGUGAACUUAAUUAUUGGGCUUUUAGUGGGAGUUUCUUUAGGAGGAUUUCUCCUCGAGAAUUCUCCACUGUAAUUUUGUCUAACAUGCCUGUAAUUAUUUGGUGUGCAUAUGCUGCCAAUGUUUAUCAUAUUUUUGUGCUAAUUCAGUUU
Amborella trichopoda is the source of this 4981-nucleotide messenger RNA. RefSeq names its product MUTS homolog 6 (gene MSH6). The record is from RefSeq and is a predicted model, not a curated record. Gene Ontology annotation, molecular function: mismatched DNA binding; ATP binding; ATP-dependent DNA damage sensor activity. NCBI's taxonomy places the organism in Eukaryota, Viridiplantae, Streptophyta, Magnoliopsida, Amborellales, Amborellaceae. Gene Ontology annotation, biological process: mismatch repair. Gene Ontology annotation, cellular component: nucleus.